AUGGACGCGGCGCUGCUCUACAGCCUGUUGGAGGCCAACUGCAGCCUGGCGCUGGCCGAAGAGCUUCUCUUGGACGGCUGGGGGCUGCCCCUGGACCCCGAGGGUGCCUACUCCUACUGCAACACGACCUUGGACCAGAUCGGGACGUGCUGGCCCCGGAGCGCGGCCGGAGCCCUGGUGGAGAGGCCGUGUCCUGAGUACUUCAACGGCGUCAAGUACAACACGACCCGGAAUGCCUAUCGAGAGUGCUUGGAGAAUGGGACAUGGGCUUCACGGAUCAACUACUCACAGUGUGAGCCCAUUUUGGAUGAUAAGCAGAGGAAGUACGACCUGCACUACCGCGUCGCCCUCGUUGUCAACUACCUGGGUCACUGUGUUUCUGUGGCUGCCCUCGUGGCUGCCUUCCUGCUUUUCCUGGCCCUGCGGAGUAUCCGCUGUCUGCGGAAUGUGAUUCAUUGGAAUUUGAUCACCACCUUUAUCCUGCGCAACGUCACGUGGUUCCUGCUGCAGCUCAUUGACCACGAAGUGCAUGAGAGCAAUGAGGUCUGGUGCCGCUGCGUCACCACCAUCUUCAACUACUUCGUGGUGACCAACUUCUUCUGGAUGUUCGUCGAGGGCUGCUACCUGCACACAGCCAUCGUCAUGACCUACUCCACCGAGCGCCUGCGCAAGUGGCUCUUCCUCUUCAUCGGAUGGUGUAUCCCCUGCCCUAUCAUUGCUGCCUGGGCCAUUGGCAAGCUCUACUAUGAAAACGAACAGUGCUGGUUUGGCAAGGAGCCUGGUGACCUGGUGGACUAUAUUUACCAAGGCCCCAUCAUCCUUGUGCUCCUGAUCAAUUUUGUAUUUCUUUUCAACAUCGUCAGGAUCCUCAUGACAAAACUGCGAGCAUCCACGACAUCGGAGACAAUCCAGUACAGGAAGGCGGUAAAGGCCACCCUGGUUCUCCUGCCCCUCCUGGGCAUCACCUACAUGCUCUUCUUCGUCAACCCUGGGGAGGACGACCUGUCGCAGAUCGUGUUCAUCUAUUUCAACUCCUUCCUGCAGUCAUUCCAGGGUUUCUUUGUGUCUGUCUUCUACUGCUUCUUCAAUGGAGAGGUGCGCUCGGCUGUGAGGAAAAGGUGGCACCGCUGGCAGGACCAUCACUCCCUCCGAGUGCCUGUGGCCCGGGCCAUGUCCAUCCCCACGUCGCCCACACGGAUCAGCUUCCACAGCAUCAAGCAGACGGCCGCCCUGUGAGCCCCCCGUCACCCCGCUCGCUCAUCACUCACCAUCAGGACAGCUUCCCUAUCCCGUGGGCUGCCUCUCUCUGGGUUCACUUUGCCACCUCGCAGCUCAGGCCCUGGUGGGGGCACAAGGGAGUGAAGAGAUCAGCUGGCCAGCCCUGCUAGAGAGGGGUGUGCAGCAGCAGGCAACAGGAGAGGCUCUCAGGAGCCAGGCCGGCUAGGUACAAUGUCUCAGUACAGAGGGAGCAGAGGGAUGUCACCGAGACACCUGUCCCUGCAGAAGAGCCUCUCUCCCGGCAUCCUCACUAUAGCCCCACUCACAGGCAAGGAAACAGGCCCAGCACCAGGAAGGGCCUGUCCAAGCCACACAGCUCAUUCAUGGCAGAGCGGGGACUCCCCGCUCUGUGCAGGCUUUCCCACCAACAGCAGGGUAACAUCUGGCCUAGCUCCCUGCUCCCUGCCUUCUGCCUCCCAGCUCAGGCUGGCCUCUGCAGUGGAGGAGGCAGGGCACAGCAGCUGGAAGCAAGGAAUUAGUUUGGUUUCCUCCCACGGGCUCUCACCUACACGCCACCCCAGGGCAGGUCAUCUCUCUGCCCGUCCCUACCCAUCCUCCUGUCCCUGGGUCCUGGAAAAGAUGCUGCUUCCUGUCCCAGGAGAGCUUUUCUCAACCUAGUCCACAGACUCAGGGCCUUGGGGAGGGACGCUAGAGGAGGAAGGUGCAGCUAGGAUAACCCUACGCUCUUAAGCCAACCGGAUACAUAGUACAGAUGAAACGAGGAGGAGAAGCAUGGUGGCCGGGGGCAAGGAGUAGAAAACCAACUAGGUCUUCGGUGAUUGGAACAAAUCGCCCACCUCCCACUUUAGACUGGGCUUCGAUUCAGCCUCCCCUUCAGAAACAUCUCGGCUCUCUGUGAAAUAAACCAUGCCUCUGUGGAAACAGCCUUCCCUCAGGUCAAGUCAACCAGGCAUACGAAGGGGUGCUGUGGCCAAGGAGGGGGAGCUGGAUCCAUUCUCAUUUGCAGAGCCCACGGCCCUGGCCUAGGGCUGGUUCUCCUCUGACCUGUGUGUCUGCCAGCCUGUCCCUUCCUUUUUCCCCCAAGAGUCUCUACCCCUCCUCUCCUACCGACAGCAGUUUAAUUCAGCACAGAGGAGAGAGGGGCAGCUCACCCAGCACGCCUUGCUCCGUCCCAAAGCCAGUGUCUGAAAUCCGGAAGCAGGUAUAGACCACACCCCACAGUAUCCAUGAACAACACCACAGGACGUUUCCAGGAGAGGGUUGGAGUGGACAAGAGGAGGCAGGAGCCAUCAGGUCGGGGUUGAAAAGAGCUUCUGCUCUGGGAAUACCACCAACAUAUUUUUUAAAAUAAUUAUCCCAUCUUGCAUAUUCUUCAGUUGACAUCUAAUAUUAUUUAGACUUUUAAAUUGGCAAGAGGUGAUUUCUGGCUUUUGGCAAAUAUUUACAUUUUAAAAUAAAACUGCCAAAACACUUUAAAAUACAUCACUAAGAAUCCAAACACAGCCGUGAUUUAAUAGCCAGGCUCUUCUGUUUGAAAAAAACAAGCUAACCAGCUCUUCCUCAACAGCUGGAAAUUUUACAUUGUCCCUUCUUUUUUGGAACUUGUAUCUUCAUUCCAUUUCCCCCAUAGGAUUUUAUACUAAUGCAGUGUUUUUAUGGGUUAAAGUCUUUCCUUGAUUACCUUCUCCUACUUCUCUGCCACAAAAUAUAUUUGGAAAUUGAAAUAGAAAUAUUUA
Molecule: messenger RNA, 2975 nt
Organism: Neogale vison (American mink)
Lineage: Eukaryota; Metazoa; Chordata; Mammalia; Carnivora; Mustelidae
Gene: CRHR2
Product: corticotropin releasing hormone receptor 2
Exons: 12
Coding region: 1-1236 (411 amino acids)
Biological process (GO): long-term synaptic potentiation; adenylate cyclase-modulating G protein-coupled receptor signaling pathway; cell surface receptor signaling pathway
Cellular component (GO): axon terminus; plasma membrane; dendrite
Molecular function (GO): corticotropin-releasing hormone receptor activity; G protein-coupled peptide receptor activity; corticotrophin-releasing factor receptor activity
Source: RefSeq, a predicted model, not a curated record